AUGUGCUGUUCCUAUUUUUCAGAAUGUCUUGCCAAUGCUAGGGUCCUAGUUACUGGCGCAAGCACUGGCAUUGGUGAAGAAAUAGCAUACCACUAUGCCAGGGCAGGAGCACACCUCUUAUUAACAGCAAGAAGGGAAGAUGCUCUGCUCAAGGUGAAAACCAAGUGCUUGAAGCUUGGAGCAAAGAGUGUUUCGCUGGCCCUUGCUGACAUGGCCUCAUCAGAAGCUCGUGAAAAAGUGAUGGAACAAGCUAUAACUGCCCUGGGAGGUUUGGACUAUCUGGUGCUAAACCACAUUGGCUCAAGUCCAUUUCAAAUGUGGGAUGGAGAUGUCCAGUAUACAAGGUGGCUAAUGGAGGUAAACUUUCUCAGCUAUGUCCACCUUGCCACCAUGGCUCUCCCCCACUUGACAAAAUCAAAUGGCUCCAUUGUUGUUCUGUCCUCUCUUACAGGUAAAGUUGCAACCCCAUUUACCAGUUCAUAUGGUGCAACAAAGUUUGCAUUGGAAGGUUUCUUUGGUUCUCUGCGACAUGAACUAGCCAUGAAAAAUGUACCCGUCUCCAUCACGCUGUGCAUCCUUGGCCUUAUUGAUACCCAAUCCGCCAUGGAAAAAGUCAAAGAUAAGAUCUCCAUGCCUGCCUACCCUGCCCAAGAUGCUGCCUUUGCAGUGGUGUCUGCUGGGACCAGCCGUGUGUGGGAAAUGUAUUAUCCUUGGUAUGUAAGACCCAUCUGCUUCAUCAGAGACUGGUUUCCACAGGGCAGAGACUGGAUGAUACAGAGGUCAUACCAACAAACAUCUGAUGAGAAGCAAAGUGUAUAA
Molecule: messenger RNA, 819 nt
Organism: Staurois parvus
Lineage: Eukaryota; Metazoa; Chordata; Amphibia; Anura; Ranidae
Source: the annotation of a GenBank genome assembly